Molecule: messenger RNA, 1742 nt
Organism: Neltuma alba
Lineage: Eukaryota; Viridiplantae; Streptophyta; Magnoliopsida; Fabales; Fabaceae
Exons: 13
Coding region: 35-1258 (407 amino acids)
Cellular component (GO): membrane
Source: RefSeq, a predicted model, not a curated record
UGCAUUUCUGGAACUGCGCAGACACUUUGAUGCGAUGGGAGUCUUUGGGAGUUUCACGCCGUCAUGUCCUAGCGACCAGCAUUGCUCGCAAUGGGCUCAAAUGCAUCUUUUCAGUGUGAAGGAGACAACUUCUUUCACGUUGGGUAUGAUCAGUGUUGCUACUUGGGUUGUGGCUGAGAUUCCUCAAAUCAUCACGAACUUCAGAAACAAAUCCACCGAAGGCCUCUCUACCUUUUUCUUGACGACAUGGAUUCUCGGAGAUCUAUUCAACCUCAUAGGCUGCUCGUUAGAACCUGCUACUCUUCCAACUCAAUAUUAUACAGCAGUGCUGUAUACCUUUAUAACUCUUGCACUUACUUUGCAAACCAUAUACUACGGAUACAUACAUCCUCGACUCGAAUGCUACAGACAGAACAAGGCUGAGGCAUCAAAAGCUGCACGAAGCAGUAAUGAAGGGACGAAAAGCACUGAUAUUGCUUACCAGCGCAAUGGGGCCGAAGCUUUCAGCACAGACAGCGGCUACAGUUCUCCUAUUCCCCUUCCAGCCCUUCCUCGGAUGUUCACUGGAGAAUUAUACUACCAGUCCGCAAGAUCUCUUUCAACAAGUCAUACUCCCACGGCUGGAUCUGUCUUAGCCCAGAGGAUGUCCCCUACUUCUGCAGACAAUUUUGAUUCUAAAGCGGAGCCCUUGCUUGCUCCAAUUGUUUCACCAGAGUCUGCGCCAGCUCUGAAGAUAAAAAACACACUAUGUUUGGUGUCUGCAUUUACCUUACUUGCCGGUUUAAAUCUGAUUCAAUCACCAGAUACAAGACCCAAUGCCAUGGUCAAAUCUCCGAGGCAUGAAUUUGUGAUACUAGUUGGUAGAAAGCUUUUUCAGCAAAUACAGGUUAAUGGGGUUCAGUUGCCAGAGCAUGACUCGGAAGGGAGCAGUGGCAUUGGGGUUCUACUUGGUUGGGCAAUGGCAGCAUUGUAUAUGAGCGGUAGACUUCCUCAGAUUCAUUUAAAUAUAAAAAGGGGUAAUGUUGAGGGUCUCAAUCCUUUGAUGUUUUUAUUUGCUUUGAUUGGGAACGGCACUUACGUAGGAAGCAUACUAGUGAGCAGUAUGGAAUGGUCAAAAAUUAGACCAAACCUGCCUUGGCUCGUGGAUGCUGCAGGAUGUGUCCUUCUUGAUAUUUUCAUUUUAAUCCAAUUUAUCUACUUCCACCAUCGGGCAUCCAAAGUCAGGAAAAGCAAAACUGAACAUCAGAGCCUUGCUUAAUUGGGGAGCAAACAGGGAUUUUCAGCUUUUGUUCGAGUUUAAGAUUGCUUUAAACGAAGAUAUCCUAGUAGUCCAUGAAACUGACCCAAACACGCAUGACUGCGAAGCUGAAAUAGAUUCUCUGGUGAAGAAUGAUGGCCACUAAUAAACUGUUAGGGAUCGUUGUCCUUACCUCCAUAAAAGGAUAAAUAUCAGGCAUCCCCUUCGGUUGAGGGCCUACGAUUGUUUAUGACUUCGAAAACUUUUUCAUUCCCCUUAAAUGUGCUAUAGCAUUUGCGUCUUUGAAGACAUAAGCAGAAUCACUUCUUUUAUAUGCGCAUUUUCUGAAUUCUGAGCUAUUAUACUUGAACUCUAUAUUCACCCAACUUCUUCAUUUCUCUAUAGUUCUAGUUAAGGGUUUUCUUUUCUUUUCGUCAAUUGAGUAUUGAGACAAACGAGACAAUGUGAACAUGAAUGAAUAGUUAUGUUAUUCCCUUGUUGGGAA